AUGGCUUCCGAAAAGUUUGCGAACCCGCCGCAGCGGCCCCCAAUGUUUAGCUUUACUCCCGAGGAGAUCGGUGCCACGAUUGACAAGAUUGUUGCAACGAAGAGAGCUGCCAUUGACAAUGUGGUCGCAGCUACAACCCCCGAGACGGCCACCUUUCAAAACACCCUGCAGCCCAUACUCGUAAAUGAUGACGAGACUGUUGGCGAGAACUUUAGAGUCUGUUUCCUGCAAAAUGUUCACCCCGACGCUGCUGUCCGCGAGGCUUCCCUGAAGGCGGACGGCAAGAUACGAGAGGUCGAGAUCGACCUGCGAAUGCGCGAUGAUAUCUUUCAGCGCGUCAAAACUAUCUACAACAAUAGGGCCUCGGCUAACCUCGACACCGAAUUUGCCACCAUAUUGGAAAAAGAGUACAUCCAGUAUGUCACCAAGGGACUCCUUCUCCCUCCUGGCCCCGAGCGUGACCACUUCAAAGAGCAGCAGCUCGAGCUAAGUCGUCUGUGCCUCGAGUCUCAGAACAAUCAUAACAACGAGAUGGGCGGCGUCUGGUUCACCCCGGAGCAGCUUGAGGGCAUUCCUAAGACGGAUAUUGACGUGGAUGAGCUUGAAAAGGGGACCGGGGAGAAUGAAGGCAAGGUCAAAGCUGACUUUAAAUAUACGACCUCCACUCCCCUCUUCAAAUAUGCCAAGAAUGAGACUACUCGUCGCGACUAUUUCAUCGCCGAGGCCAACAAGGUGAACCAAAACGUCCCAAUCUUUCAGAAAAUCAUCGAAUUGCGCGACGAAACUGCCAGACAAGCUGGGUAUAAAGAUCACGCAGAUAUCACGAUUUCUGCCAAGAUGGCUAAGGACUCUGAGAAGGUCAAGGCUUUUCUGGCCGAUAUUCGAACUCGCGUUGGCGAUGGAGGCAAGAAAGAACUUGAUGUUCUCCGCGAGCUAAAGAAACAAGAUUAUGCUGAGCGUGGCCUCGAAUUUGAUGGCGAAAUUUACGCUUGGGACACCAGCUACUACUCACGAAUUCUCAAGGAAAAGGAGUAUAGCCUUGAUGAGAACGAGGUGGCUGAGUACUUCCCUAUGUGGAAGACUUUUGCUGGCAUGCUUGAGAUUUUCGAAAAGAUUCUUGGCCUGCAUUUUGUUGAGCUGGAUGAAGCUGCCAAGGCCCGCCUUAGCCCUACCGGAAACGCAAAGGACAUUGUCUGGCACGACGAAGUGGUAGUUAUCAGCGUCUGGAACGACGACGCCUCUGGUGGCGAAUUUGUCGGCUACCUGCUGCUUGACCUUCACCCGCGUCCCAACAAGUACGGCCACAACGCCAACUUCAGCCUCGGUCCCGGUUAUGUCAAGGCAGACGGGACAAGAAAUUAUCCCUGCACUGCUCUCGUUUGCAACUUUAGCCGCCCGUCCCAGGGUCGCCCGGCGCUGCUCAAGCACAGCGAAGCCGUUACCCUCUUCCAUGAGCUGGGUCAUGGCAUUCACGAUCUCGUCGGUAAAACUAAGACCUCAUACUGCCAUGGCACAGCCGUCAUGUGGGACUUUGUCGAGGCGCCUUCUCAAAUGCUGGAGAAUUGGUGCUGGACGCCAGACGUUCUGCAGGGACUCUCAUCUCACUGGAAGUCUGGAGAGAAGAUCUCCAAGGACCUGGUCGACAAGUUGGUAAAGACGAAACAUCUCAACGAAGCGAUGGGAACUCUCUUCCAGAUCCUUAUCGGGACCUUCGACUUGACAGUUCACAGCCCAGACUCGCAUGAGGCGGUGAAGCAGCUGAAUUGCGCCCGCUUGUGGAACCAACUGCGCGCCGAAAUUUCCGGUGUCAAGGGACCUGAAGAAGUCGGUUACGGAAUGGAGUGGGGCCAGAAGCAUGCCACUAUCGGCCACUUUGUCGGUGGCUACGAUGCUGGAUACUAUGGCUACCUCUACUCCAAAGUUUUUUCGACCGACAUGUUUUACACUGCCUUUAAAGAGAACCCCAUGGAUGGCGAGGCCGGUCGCCGAUAUCGCAAGCUUGUGCUGGAGCGCGGUGGUAGCAUGGAUGAGAACGUGAUGCUUCGUGAAUUCCUCGGCCGAGAGCCGAAUCCGGAGAACUUUUACAAAGACCUUGGUCUACCGUGA
Molecule: messenger RNA, 2106 nt
Organism: Cordyceps militaris CM01
Lineage: Eukaryota; Fungi; Ascomycota; Sordariomycetes; Hypocreales; Cordycipitaceae
Product: metallopeptidase MepB
Exons: 3
Coding region: 1-2106 (701 amino acids)
Biological process (GO): proteolysis; peptide metabolic process
Cellular component (GO): mitochondrial intermembrane space
Molecular function (GO): metalloendopeptidase activity
Source: RefSeq, a predicted model, not a curated record